This is a messenger RNA of Bemisia tabaci, 1606 nucleotides long. The record is from RefSeq and is a predicted model, not a curated record. Lineage: Eukaryota; Metazoa; Arthropoda; Insecta; Hemiptera; Aleyrodidae.
ACUCACAUUUCCCGGCGGCACACGGAAGUUUGUUAUGUUUUCUCGUAGUGAAGUUUUGUCCUGUUUUGUCGAAUUUUCAUAAGUAUUUACUCACUACAUACUAUCAUUUACCUUUUUUAUACACCCUGAUGUCAUCAAUAAUAAUUUCAUUAUCGAAUUUUGUCGGAGUGUCAAUCUAGUAGCCCAUUAAGUGUUCUCUCAUCUUAUCUACACUCUUCAUCUUGGACGAGAGCAUUUAGACUUAUCCUUUUUUUUCUGUAUCGCCUUUUGGUAAGCAUCUCUACACUUAUAUACUUUAUUAGAGUUGUGAAGAAUGUCCUCUAGUCAUGAUGAUACCUCAGAUAAAGAAAACAAGGAGAAGAAAAAUGAAGAUCCUGGGGAAAGAACUCGAAAAAGGACAGACUCUCGCUCUAGUAGAUCAAGUGGAAGCAGCGGAAGAAGCUCAUCUAGUGGCUCUGAUUCUUCAAGUGGCUCCUCCUCAUCAGGUUCAAGCUCAAGAUCUGACUCUCGAUCUAGCAGAUCUUCUUCGAGUUCCUCCAGUGUUGCAGCAGAUGCCUCUUCAUCUACUAAGAAACAAGAAACCAGAAAGAGAAGUGUCAGCAGAAGUCCAAGAAGAAGUGCAAGUAUUCGACAAAGUAGGAGCCCCGGAAAAAGGAAUGUAAACCCCAACAGGAGGAGUCCUAGUAGAAGUCCUGACAGGAGGUACCGCAAAGACAAUUUAAAGAAAGGAAGGUCAGGAAGGAAUGAUGCUGAGUCUGACAGGCCUCGAUCUGUCUCACCGAAGAGACGGCGAAAGAGAACACCCUCACCGAAACCACCCAGAGUUUAUGUCAGCAAACUCACACGGAAUGUGCAUAAAGAGCAUGUCAAUGAAAUUUUUUCCAAUUACGGUCAGAUCAAAAUUCUUGAGAUGCCCAUGUUUCGGCAGUACAAUGGAUUUUGCAACAAGGGUUUUGCUUACGUUGAAUUUGAAACUCUAGAAUCAGCUAACAAAGCACUGCGGAUGGAUGGAGGUCAGAUUGACGGACAAGAAGUAGCUGUUGAACUAGCCGAUUUCACUCAUCAGGCCACAGACAUACGGCGACUCCGAACUCCUCCUCCUCAGAGAAAUGACUUCUUUCCACGAGGUGGUAGAGGUUGGAGACGCGGCCCCCGAUUUUUCCCAAGAGGUAGGAUGCGUUCACCACCAAGGAGGUGGUCGCCGAUACGACAGCCAAGACGCAGGUCAAGAUCUCCAAUACGUCAUCGUCAGUAUAGCAGAUCUAGUUCAGAUGAUUCUCGCUAGAGAAAGUUCUGAGUAUGUUUUUUAUUUUAAUGAUAACUGUGAGCCUGAGCAAAAAGAUAACAUGUUUUGAAAUCGAUUGUAUACUUAUUAAUAAGUACUAAUACUUAUAAGUACUUUACUUAUUAUAUACUAAUAUGUAAAUGAUAUUAUUAAUCUUGUUUCUUUCACUUGAAUUGGAUCUAUCUAAAAUUAACAAGAGGCCAAAAUGCUACUUUGAAUUUUCAGGAAGUUUACAAAUUUAGUUAUUUCAGUUCACCUCCUUUUCUUUGUUCAUACUUAUUGUAAAAUGCAGAAAUAAACAGAAUGAAUGUACGCCAAGUC